GCCAACCCUGCUCCCAUUAUCGUGAACACAGACUCGCUGGAACAAGGGCUUUCUGUGAACGGCAGCGAUGGGAUGUUCAAAUACGAGGAGAUCGUCUUGGAAAGGGGUAACUCCGGCCUCGGCUUCAGCAUAGCAGGAGGAAUCGACAACCCCCACAUUCCAGAUGACCCAGGCAUCUUCAUCACCAAAAUCAUCCCUGGGGGAGCAGCAGCCAUGGACGGCCGUCUGGGGGUGAACGACUGUGUGCUGCGGGUGAACGACGUCGACGUCUCCGAGGUGGUGCACAGCAAAGCCGUGGAGGCCCUGAAGGAAGCAGGCCCUGUGGUGCGGCUCGUGGUGCGUCGCCGGCAGCCCCCCCCAGAGACCAUCAUGGAGGUCAACCUCAUGAAGGGCCCCAAAGGCCUGGGAUUCAGCAUCGCAGGGGGCAUCGGGAACCAGCACAUCCCUGGGGACAACAGCAUCUACAUCACCAAGAUCAUCGAGGGAGGCGCUGCCCAGAAGGACGGGCGCCUGCAGAUCGGAGACCGGCUGCUUGCGGUGAAUAACACGAACCUGCAGGACGUGCGGCAUGAGGAGGCGGUGGCCGCCCUGAAGAACACCUCCGACAUGGUGUACCUGAAGGUGGCCAAGCCCGGCAACAUUCACCUCAACGACAUGUACGCGCCCCCCGACUACGCCAGCACCUUCUCAGCCUUGGCUGACAACCACAUAAGCCAUAACUCCAGUCUGGGCUACCUGGGCAGUGUUGAGAGCAAGCCCGCCUACACCGUCCCUCCCCAGGUGACUCCAUCGCGGUAUUCGCCCAUCCCUCGGCACAUGAUUGGGGACGAGGACUUCACCAGGGAGCCCCGGAAAAUCAUCCUGCACAAAGGCUCCACCGGCCUAGGCUUCAACAUCGUUGGAGGGGAAGAUGGUGAGGGGAUCUUCGUCUCCUUCACCCGGGCCGGAGGCCCUGCCGACCUCAGCGGAGAGCUGCGGAGGGGAGACCGCAUCCUCUCG
Molecule: messenger RNA, 999 nt
Organism: Mesitornis unicolor (brown roatelo)
Lineage: Eukaryota; Metazoa; Chordata; Aves; Mesitornithiformes; Mesitornithidae
Product: disks large homolog 3-like
Exons: 8
Biological process (GO): chemical synaptic transmission
Cellular component (GO): postsynaptic density membrane; neuromuscular junction; neuron projection
Molecular function (GO): protein binding
Source: RefSeq, a predicted model, not a curated record